AUGAAGGCCCGCCCUUGCAAGGUUGCACAAGGUGCUAAACUGAGGGGGUCGUCCCGAAUAAUUGGUGUCGACACAAAUCCUGAGAAGAGUGUAAAAGACUUUCUGAACCCAAAUGAUCACGACCAACCAAUUCAUCAGUCUUGCUACACUGGAUGGGGUUUGACGGUGACCCUUGGCGUGCCUAAAGAGAGGCCAGAGAUAGCAGCUCACCAUGGACUCUUUCUCACUGGAAGAACGCUAACAGGAUCUCUCUUUGGUGGAUGGAAGCCAAAAUCCGAUCUUCCUUCACUGGUCUAUAAGUACCUAAAGAAGGAAAUUGAAAUUGACGACUAA
Messenger RNA from Striga hermonthica, 333 nucleotides. NCBI's taxonomy places the organism in Eukaryota, Viridiplantae, Streptophyta, Magnoliopsida, Lamiales, Orobanchaceae. The record is from the annotation of a GenBank genome assembly.